Phycodurus eques (leafy seadragon) is the source of this 15462-nucleotide messenger RNA. Its product is annotated as neuroblast differentiation-associated protein AHNAK-like. Lineage: Eukaryota; Metazoa; Chordata; Actinopteri; Syngnathiformes; Syngnathidae. Gene Ontology annotation, cellular component: nucleus; cytoplasm. The coding region runs from base 126 to 14801 and encodes 4891 amino acids. The record is from RefSeq and is a predicted model, not a curated record. The transcript is spliced from 7 exons. Gene Ontology annotation, molecular function: protein binding. Gene Ontology annotation, biological process: regulation of RNA splicing; peripheral nervous system myelin maintenance.
GUCGGCAGCGAGCGCUCGUACCGGACUCUCGACCGGCCGAGGAGGGGAGGGAAAACCCUCCCGCAGCGCCGACCUUUACGGCUUAGGACCUCGUCUUCUCUGCGGACCCCUGCGCCGCCGCCAUCAUGUGCGACUGUUUCCACCUGGCCUUCCCUCACUGGCACGGCGCGCCCUCCGGCACAGGAGUUGGUCGCAGGCUGAGAGCGCCAGACCUUGGAUCAGAGGACCACUCGGCAUGUGACGAGCCAUCUCAUUUCACAGAGGGCGAGAGACCACGCCCUCAGGGAUCGUCCCCCGUCGAGGAACAUCCGGAGACAGAGAAAUAUAGUGACAGCGACAAGGAGGAGGAUGACCCACACCACAAGAGAGGGAGGGGAAAGAAGGCUAAAAAGUCUGGCUUUGCAUGUGGGUUUGACCGCCGUUCGACUCCAAAGAUGAGCAAACUGAAGGAAGCGUACAGCCCAGAUUCAGGGAUGAUAGUGAAAACAGCCAAAGAUGGUGGUGCAGAAGGUCUUGUCUAUGGCGGAGGAGGUAAAGAGGGAAUCUUCAUCAAAGAAGUGGUACCAGAGUCACCUGCCUCUAAAAGUCUACAAUUGAAAGAAGGCGAUCAGCUUCUGAGUGCCACCGUAUAUUUUGACAAUGUGUCAUAUCAGGACGCCAUUCAGAUUCUGGAGCAUGCUCAGGCUUACAAAGUGAAGCUCUGCCUUAAACGCAAACCAGACAUCACAGAGACAGAGCCCCUCGCUGAGUCUGACAUAAUCCCUGAGGAUGAACCCUUCACUCCAGAGAUGCGGGAACAUGGAAAAUCCAAGAGACGAGGUGAUGCACGCAUUUCUUGGCCCAAGUUUCCAUCCUUAGGGAGAGGAAAGAAGUCCCGUUUUGCAAGGUCUCAUAGUUCCUCAGAGGCUGAUGAGCAAAGGAAGUUGGAGCUGAGUCCUACCACAAGCGACACAGAGUCCCCGAUAAAGACUCAGGAUGCCCUCAAAGGUAAAAAACGGCACAAGAUGAAGCUUCCAUCUCUGACAAAGAGAGGCCGCAUUAGUUCCUCUGAAGAUCAGGACACUGACGCACCGACAACAUGCACACAAGAAGUCGAAGAAUUGCUCUCACCUGAGGUUCUUCAAAGCCGUGUGGGAGGAAGGCCUGAAGUACACAGGAUGGAGGAGAUGACUCUGGUAGAAGGUUCCGACUCAAGAGUGACCAAACCCCUUGCUAUUCAACACAGGGUGGAUCUCAUCGCUAUAGACAGCGCUUUGAAAACAACCGAUCUAACGGUAGCUCUGGCGGGUCAAGAAAGCCCCACUGGACCACUGUCUCCAGAUGGUAAAAAGAAAAAGAAAGAAAGGUCAGAAUUAAAAUUGAAAAUGUUAGGAAAGGACAAAUCACACAAGAAGGAGGCAAAAGCCAAAUCACCCAAAAGGCUAAAAACACUAGGUGCAAGUUUAGAUAUAGCAGAUCAAGGCAUUAUCAAGGGGGAUCAGCCCGAGCAUAUGACUCAAAUUGAACAAGCAUCUCCACUCAAAGGCAAAAGCAAAACUAAAAAUACAACACUCCUUCCCAAGCGUGAAGAUAUUGAAAUUCCUGGUAUGGAGGACAUGUCUGUAAGGACAAAUGUCAAAGGACUCCACGAUGAACUACCAGAAACAGUGCAACUCUCAAUUGAUGUGGACAGCGUGAAAGAGGCUGUUUCAAAAUUACCUGGAUAUAAAUUACCCAAGGUUGAUAUGUGUGGAGUACCUAUUCCUGAAGAAAUCACUGUGAUAGAUGCCAACGCCCAAAGAAUAUCAGUAAAAACACCCACUAAAGUUGCUGAUAGCAAAACAAAACAGGAGACACCCAUCAGUACGCCAGAAGACACUUCCACUACAGAACUGUCCAAGACUUCAUUCAAGCUACCAAAGAUCAAUCCAGGUGAUUUAACUUCAGAAGAAAUUGUAACUGUGACCCGCGUGGACCAAACAACUACAGAGACAACACAAGAAUGUGAACCUGCACUCAAUUCAAAAGAAUGUGACAAGAAAUCAAAGAUGACAAAGAUAGUUUUGCCAAGCAUUGGGCUUUCAAAGUCAGACUUUAAAAUCCCUGACAUUGGAAUGUAUUUCCCAAAACCAAAUAUUUCUGGACCAAAGGAUGAUGAGGUGCAAGGAGAAAGAACUAUAUUCCUAAAAGAAGAAAUAAGUGAGGGUAGCAUCGUGUCAGAUGCUAAAAUGCAUGAAACUGAAAUAGGUAUUGGUGAACUUCAAUACAUUGAUUCAGCUGAAUCACCUGUCAAGAAGGAACUUGAUGGAAAAAGAAGCCCAUUCCAAAUACUGAAAUUUGAUGAAUCAUUACCAAAAUUAAGAGGUCCAGAAAUUGAUUUAAGCUUAUCAAAGACCGAUGGUAAAGUCAAAUCACCUGAUGCUCAAUUAGGCGCGUACAAGAAUAUUCCGGAAGAGAAGCAAGCAUUUGAUACUGCAGGGUCACCCAUAGAUCAGGAAGCAAAAGGACGGAAGUUUAAAAUGCCGCAGUUUCAUUUCACAAUGCCAGAAAUUACUGAGCCACAGCUCAAUGUGAACGUUUUCAAAAAAGACGUGGGUGUGAAAAAAACAGAGCCUGAAUCUGAGACCCAACUCCCAGUAGCCUCAGAUGUGGAUUUAAGUCCUGGAAUAGCACAGGAAACACCACGAAAAGAUAAAGAACCUGAACGUCUUCUGUCUGGAGUUAAACUUGAUGGACACGAAACCAAAUUUCCAAUAACAAAAUUUAAAGUAAAGGGACCUGAUAUUGAUUUUGGUUUAUCCAAGGAAGGUGGAGAUGCUGCUGUGCCAGAGGCCAAAGUUGAGUCCAAUAUAUUCCCAGAAAAGGACCUUGUAGUUAACAUUUCUGCCCCUCGCGUGAAUAUUGAAGGAUCUGUGACAGACACAAAGAUUACAGAUGCUGAGCAGGAUGGAAAAGGUGGCAGGUUUAAAAUGCCACAUCUCCGUUUAUCCAUGCCAAAGGUAAAAGGAGACAAAACACACACAGACUUGUCAAAAAAAGGCACGGGGGUGACAACACCAGAGGCUAAAGUUGAUGUCCGUAUGCCAGAUACUCCCAAAAUUGACAGUAGUGAAGCCAAAGCCGUAGUCAAACUUCCAACUGCACCAUUAGUUGCUGUGGAAAUUAAAUCACCAGAGUGUGAGGCUGACAUGGAUGGACAGGGAAUGAAGUUCAAAAUGCCAAAAAUGGGAGUAAGAACGCCAAAAGUAAAAGGGCCCGACAUUGAGUUAAAUUUAACAAAGAAAGAUGUUGAUGUCAAUCUCCUGGACACAAGAAAUGGUGGUAAAAUACCAGAGAUUCCCCAAAUUGGUGUAAAUAUCAGACAAAGUGAUGAUUUACAGACAGAUAUUGACAUUGAAAAACCUGAAUUACAAAUGCAAGCUUUGAAAUUUGAUGUUGAAGACAGAGAAAAACUACAAACGUUAAAAACAAGUGUUGACAUCACACAACCAGAUGUUCCCAAAGUUGAUCGAGGAAAAGUGAAUAUUGGGAUUGCAGAGGCUAAAAUUGAAGAACCUGAGAUAGAUACUGAAACUUUGUAUGCUGAAAUUGAACAUAAAGGGGGAAAGUUUAAAAUGCCGAAAUUUGGCAUCUCCCUGCCAAAAGUGAAAGGACCAGAAAUUGAUUUAACUACAGCCAAGAAAGAAGUUACUCUACCAGAAGCCAAAGCGGAAGUCAAAAUGCCUAGUGAGAAACAAAAAGAGCUUUCUGUUGAAGGAGAUAUUAAAACUCCUAAGAAUAAUAUUAUGGCAAAGGAAACAUCACCAACUAAAUUUUGGAGGCCGAUAUUCAAACUACCAAAAUUCGGGAUUGUUUCUCCAACACUUUCUGAAGAAGUACCGGAUGGAGACAGAGAUGUCAAAAUUGAUGGAUUUGAUGAUAACAUUCCUGAGGAGGUUUUAGCAGUUAGCAUUGAACCACCUGGCAUUGACGUAAGCUUAUCAAAGAAAGAUGGCGAGAUCAGACUCCCAGAAGAUGAAGUUGAACUCACAGCUGUUGAGAUUAAACUACCAUCAGCUAAAGUGGAAAUGGAAGGUCCAAAGAUUGAAGCUCAAACAAGUAAUCUUGGAGGCUCUCCAUCAAAAUUCAAACUACCAACUGUGAAAUUUCCCAAAUUUUCAUUAACUAACCAAAGUAGCAAAGACUCUGAACUUGAGAUUGGUCUCCCAGAUGCUGAUAUCUCUAUUCCAGGAGGAAAGUUGGAGGUGACUCAACCUAAAGUUGAGUUUGAAGCACCAGAAGUUGAUGUCAAAAUAGACAACCAGGAGUGCAAGUUUAAAAUGUCAAAACUUGGAAUCUCCGUGCCAAAAAUGAAAAGACCUGAAAUUGAUUUGAGCUCAUCAAAUAAAGAUGGAGAUAUUAAUAUCCCUGAAACUGAAGUUGAACUCCCAGAUGUUGAAAUUAAACUACAAUCAGUUAAUGUGGAAAUUGAAGGUCCUAAGAUAGACGCUCAAAAAAGUAGUGCUGACGGAUCUCCUUCAAAAUUCAAACUGCCAACAAUUAAAUUUCCCAAAUUCUCAUUAACCAAUCAAAGUAGCAAAGGAUCUGAAGUUGAAAUUAGUAUCCCAGAUGUUUCUAUUCCUGAAGGAAAACUGGAACUUGUGUCAUCUAAAGUGGAAUUUAAACCACCAGAAAUUUAUGACCAGGAGAGCAUAUUUAAAAUGCCAAAGUUUGGCAUAUCCAUGCCAAAAAUGACAGGGCCUGACAUUGAUAUAAGCUUAUCACAGAAAGAUGGAAGUAUCAUACUCCCAGAAGCUGAAGAUGAACUCACAGAUGUUGAAAUUAAACAAACAUCCGCUUAUAUGGAAAUAGAAGGUCCCAAGAUUGACGCUCAACCAGGCAGUCUUGAAGGAUCGCCUUCUAAAUUCAAUCUACCAACGUUGAAAUUACCGAAUUUAGGGGCUGCUUCACCACAGGUCCAUGUGGAAAUGGACAAGCAUGUAAAGGUGGAUGGAAUGGAUGUAAAAUCACCGGAAUUAAAUGUUGAGGCCAAACUUCCUGAACCUGCUACAGGUUUUGAAGUAAAAGUCAAAAAGUCUAGAUUUUCAUUUCCCAAAUUCUCAUUAACCAAACAAAGUAACAAAGACGCUGACGAUGAUGUUGGUCUGCCAGAUGUUGAUGUUUCUAUUCCAGAAGGAAAUCUGGAGGUUACGCUACCUAAAGUGGAAUUUCAAGCACCAGAUGUUGAUGUCAAUAUAGACAAGCAGGAGAGCAAGUUUAAAAUGCCCAAAUUUGGCAUCUUCAUGCCAACAGUAAAAGGGCCUGACAUCGAUACAAGCUUAUCGAAGAAGGUUUGUGAUAUUAGACUCCCAGAAGAUGAAGUUGAACUCACAGUUGUUGAAAUGAAACUACCAUCAGCUAAAGUGGAAAUAGAAACUCCCAAGAUUGAAACUCAACCAGGCGGUGUUGAGGGAUCUCCUUCUAAAUUCAAAUUACCAACAUUGAAAUUACCAAAAUUAGGCGUGGCUUUACCGCAGGUCAAUGUGGAAGUGGACAAAGAUGUCAAAAUGGAGGGAGCAGAUUUAAAACCAUCAGAAAUAAAAGUUGAAGCAGACGUUCCUGAUACUGCUACAGAUGUUGAUGUCAAAGUGAAAAGGUCUCGAGUCUCAUUUCCCAAAUUCUCAUUAAACAAGCAAAGUAGCAAAGAAUCUGAAGUUGGCAUUUCUCUCCCAGGUGUUGACGUUUCUGUUCCAGAAGGAAAACUGGAAAUCACUUCACCUAAACUGGAGUUUCAACCACCGGAAGUUGAUGUAAAUAUCGAUGGGCAGGAGGGCAAGUACAAAAUGCCAAAGUUUGGCAUCUCCAUGACAAACGUAAAAGGCCCUGACAUUGAUAUAAGCUUAUCAAAGAAAGAUGGAGGGCUCAGACUCCCAGAAGCUGAAGUUGAACUCACAGAUAUUGAAAUGAAACUACCAUCAGCUCAAGUGGAAAUAGAAGGCCCUAAGAUUGAAACUCAACCAGGUAGCGUUGACGGCUCUCCAUCAAAAUUUAAAUUGCCAACAUUCAAAUUACCCAAAUUAGGGGUGGCUUUACCACAGGUCAGUGUGGAAGUACCUGAUAUGGACAAAGAGAUCAAGGUGGAUGGAGCAACUGUGAAAUCACCAGAAUUAUUGGUUGAAGUCAAACUUCCUGAUGCUGUGGCAGAUGUUGAUGUCAAAGUGAAAAAGUCUAGAUUCUCAUUCCCCAAAUUCUCAUUAACCAAGCAAAGUAGCAAAGAAUCUGAAGUUGACAUUUCUGUCCCAGAUGUUGACGUUUCUGUUCCAGAAGGAAAACUGGAAAUCACUUCACCUAAACUGGAGUUUCAACCACCGGACGUUGAUGUAAAUAUCGAUGGGCAGGAGGGCAAGUACAAAAUGCCAAAGUUUGGCAUCUCCAUGCCAAACGUAAAAGGCCCUGACAUUGAUAUAAGCUUAUCAAAGAAAGAUGGAGGGCUCAGACUCCCAGAAGCUGAAGUUGAACUCACAGAUAUUGAAAUUAAACUACCAUCAGCUCAAGUGGAAAUCGAAGGCCCUAAGACUGAAGCUCAACCAGGUAGCGUUGACGGCUCUCCAUCAAAAUUAAAAUUGCCAACAUUCAAAUUACCCAAAUUUGGGGUGGCUUUACCAAAGGUCAGUGUGGAAGUACCUGAUAUGGACAAAGAGAUCAAGGUGGAUGGAGCAAAUGUAAAAUCACCAGAAUUACUGGUUGAAGCCAAACUUCCUGAUGCUGUGGCAGAUGUUGAUGUCAAAGUGAAAAAGUCUAGAUUCUCAUUCCCCAAAUUCUCAUUAACCAAGCAAAGUAGCAAAGAAUCUGAAGUUGACAUUUCUGUCCCAGAUGUUGACGUUUCUGUUCCAGAAGGAAAACUGGAAAUCACUUCACCUAAAGUGGAGUUUCAACCACCAGAAGUUGAUGUAAAUAUCGAUGGCCAGGAGGGCAAGUACAAAAUGCCAAAGUUUGGCAUUUCCAUGCCAAACGUAAAAGGUCCUGCCAUUGAUAUAAGCUUAUCAAAGAAAGAUGGAGGACUCAGACUAACAGAAGCUGAAGUUCAACUCACAGAUAUUGAAAUGAAACUACCAUCAGCUCAAGUGGAAAUCGAAGGCCCUAAGAUUGAAGCUCAACCAGGUAGUGUUGACGGCUCUCCAUCAAAAUUUAAACUGCCAACAUUCAAAUUACCCAAAUUAGGGGUGGCUUUACCACAAGUCAGUGUGGAAGUACCUGAUAUGGACAAAGAGAUCAAGGUGGAUGGAGCAAAUGUAAAAUCACCAGAAUUAUUAGUUGAAGCCAAACUUCCUGAUGCUGUGGCAGAUGUUGAUGUUAAAGUGAAAAAGUCUAGAUUCUCAUUCCCCAAAUUCUCAUUAACCAAGCAAAGUAGCAAAGAAUCUGAAGUUGACAUUUCUGUCCCAAAUGUUGACGUUUCUGUUCCAGAAGGAAAACUGGAAAUCACUUCACCGAAACUGGAGUUUCAACCACCGGACGUUGAUGUAAAUAUUGAUGGCCAGGAGGGCAAGUACAAAAUGCCAAACGUAAAAGGCCCUGACAUUGAUAUAAGCUUAUCAAAGAAAGAUGGAGGACUCAGACUCCCAGAAGCUGAAGUUGAACUCACAGAUAUUGAAAUGAAACUACCAUCAGCUCAAGUGGAAAUAGAAGGCCCUAAGAUUGAAGUUCAACCAGGUAGUGUUGACGGCUCUCCAUCAAAAUUUAAACUGCCAACAUUCAAAUUACCCAAAUUAGGGGUGGCUUUACCACAAGUCAGUGUGGAAGUACCUGAUAUGGACAAAGAGAUCAAGGUGGAUGGAGCAACUGUAAAAUCACCAGAAUUAUUGGUUGAAGCCAAACUUCCUGAUGCUGCGGCAGAUGUUGAUGUCAAAGUGAAAAAGUCUAGAUUCUCAUUCCCCAAAUUCUCAUUAACCAAGCAAAGUAGCAAAGAAUCUGAAUUUGAUAUGGAUCUCCCACAUGUUGAUGUUUCUGUUCCAGAAGGAAAACUGGAAAUCACUUCUCCUAAAGUGGAGUUUCAACCACCGGAAGUUGAUGUAAAUAUUGAUGGCCAGGAGGGCAAGUACAAAAUGCCAAACAUAAAAGGCCCUGACAUUGAUAUAAGCUUAUCAAAGAAAGAUGGAGGACUCAGACUAACAGAAGCUGAAGUUGAACUCACAGAUAUUGAAAUUAAACUACCAUCAGCUCAAGUGGAAAUAGAAGGCCCUAAGAUUGAAGUUCAACCAGGUAGUGUUGACGGCUCUCCAUCAAAAUUUAAACUGCCAACAUUCAAAUUACCCAAAUUAGGGGUGGCUUUACCACAAGUCAGUGUGGAAGUACCUGAUAUGGACAAAGAGAUCAAGGUGGAUGGAGCAACUGUAAAAUCACCAGAAUUAUUGGUUGAAGCCAAACUUCCUGAUGCUGCGGCAGAUGUUGAUGUCAAAGUGAAAAAGUCUAGAUUCUCAUUCCCCAAAUUCUCAUUAACCAAGCAAAGUAGCAAAGAAUCUGAAUUUGAUAUGGAUCUCCCACAUGUUGAUGUUUCUGUUCCAGAAGGAAAACUGGAAAUCACUUCUCCUAAAGUGGAGUUUCAACCACCGGACGUUGAUGUAAAUAUCGAUGGGCAGGAGGGCAAGUACAAAAUGCCAAAGUUUGGCAUCUCCAUGCCAAACGUAAAAGGCCCUGACAUUGAUACAAGCUUAUCAAAGAAAGAUGGAGGACUCAGACUCCCAGAAGCUGAAGUUGAACUCACAGAUAUUGAAAUGAAACUACCAUCAGCUCAAGUGGAAAUAGAAGGCCCUAAGAUUGAAGUUCAACCAGGUAGUGUUGACGGCUCUCCAUCAAAAUUUAAACUGCCAACAUUCAAAUUACCCAAAUUAGGGGUGGCUUUACCACAAGUCAGUGUGGAAGUACCUGAUAUGGACAAAGAGAUCAAGGUGGAUGGAGCAACUGUAAAAUCACCAGAAUUAUUGGUUGAAGCCAAACUUCCUGAUGCUGCGGCAGAUGUUGAUGUCAAAGUGAAAAAAUCUAGAUUCUCAUUCCCCAAAUUCUCAUUAACCAAGCAAAGUAGCAAAGAAUCUGAAUUUGAUAUGGAUCUCCCACAUGUUGAUGUUUCUGUUCCAGAAGGAAAACUGGAAAUCACUUCUCCUAAAGUGGAGUUUCAACCACCGGAAGUUGAUGUAAAUAUUGAUGGCCAGGAGGGCAAGUACAAAAUGCCAAACGUAAAAGGCCCUGACAUUGAUAUAAGCUUCUCAAAGAAAGAUGGAGGACUCAGACUAACAGAAGCUGAAGUUGAACUCACAGAUAUUGAAAUUAAACUACCAUCAGCUCAAGUGGAAAUCGAAGGCCCUAAGAUUGAAGCUCAACCAGGUAGUGUUGACGGCUCUCCAUCAAAAUUUAAACUGCCAACAUUCAAAUUACCCAAAUUAGGGGUGGCUUUACCACAAGUCAGUGUGGAAGUACCUGAUAUGGACAAAGAGAUCAAGGUGGAUCGAGCAACUGUAAAAUCACCAGAAUUAUUGGUUGAAGCCAAACUUCCUGAUGCUGCGGCAGAUGUUGAUGUCAAAGUGAAAAAGUCUAGAUUCUCAUUCCCCAAAUUCUCAUUAACCAAGCAAAGUAACAAAGAAUCUGAAUUUGAUAUGGAUCUCCCACAUGUUGAUGUUUCUGUUCCAGAAGGAAAACUGGAAAUCACUUCUCCUAAAGUGGAGUUUCAACCACCGGAAGUUGAUGUAAAUAUUGAUGGCCAGGAGAGCAAGUACAAAAUGCCAAACGUAAAAGGCCCUGACAUUGAUAUAAGCUUCUCAAAGAAAGAUGGAGGACUCAGACUAACAGAAGCUGAAGUUGAACUCACAGAUAUUGAAAUUAAACUACCAUCAGCUCAAGUGGAAAUAGAAGGCCCUAAGAUUGAAGUUCAACCAGGUAGUGUUGACGGCUCUCCAUCAAAAUUUAAACUGCCAACAUUCAAAUUACCCAAAUUAGGGGUGGCUUUACCACAAGUCAGUGUGGAAGUACCUGAUAUGGACAAAGAGAUCAAGGUGGAUGGAGCAACUGUAAAAUCACCAGAGUUAUUGGUUGAAGCCAAACUUCCUGAUGCUGCGGCAGAUGUUGAUGUCAAAGUGAAAAAGUCUAGAUUCUCAUUCCCCAAAUUCUCAUUAACCAAGCAAAGUAGCAAAGAAUCUGAAGUUGACAUUUCUGUCCCAGAUGUUGACGUUUCUGUUCCAGAAGGAAAACUGGAAAUCACUUCACCUAAAGUGGAGUUUCAACCACCAGAAGUUGAUGUAAAUAUCGAUGGCCAGGAGGGCAAGUACAAAAUGCCAAAGUUUGGCAUUUCCAUGCCAAACGUAAAAGGCCCUGCCAUUGAUAUAAGCUUCUCAAAGAAAGAUGGAGGACUCAGACUAACAGAAGCUGAAGUUGAACUCACAGAUAUUGAAAUGAAACUACCAUCAGCUCAAGUGGAAAUCGAAGGCCCUAAGAUUGAAGCUCAACCAGGUAGCGUUGACGGCUCUCCAUCAAAAUUCAAAUUGCCAACAUUCAAAUUACCCAAAUUUGGGGUGGCUUUACCACAGGUCAGUGUGGAAGUACCUGAUAUGGACAAAGAGAUCAAGGUGGAUGGAGCAAAUGUAAAAUCACCAGAAUUACUGGUUGAAGCCAAACAUCCUGAUGCUGUGGCAGAUGUUGAUGUCAAGUUGAAAAAGUCAAGAUUCUCAUUCCCCAAAUUCUCGUUAACCAAGCAAAGUAGCAAAGAAUCUGAAUUUGAUAUUGAUCUCCCAGAUGUUGAUGUUUCUGUUCCAGAAGGAAAACUGGAAAUCACUUCACCUAAAGUAGAGUUUCAACCACUGGACGUUGAUCUAAAUAUCGAUGGGCAGGAAGGCAAGUACAAAAUGCCAAAGUUUGGCACCUCAAUGCCAAACGUAAAAGGCCCUGACCUUGAUAUAAACUUCUCAAAGAAAGAUGGAGGACUCAGACUUCCAGAAGCUGAAGUUGAACUCACAGAUAUUGAAAUGAAACUACCUUCAGCUCAAGUGGAAAUAGAAGGCCCUAAGAUUGAAGUUCAACCAGGUAGUGUUGACGGCUCUCCAUCAAAAUUUAAACUGCCAACAUUCAAAUUACCCAAAUUAGGGGUGGCUUUACCACAAGUCAGUGUGGAAGUACCUGAUAUGGACAAAGAGAUCAAGGUCGAUGGAGCAAAUGUAAAAUCACCAGAAUUAUUAGUUGAAGCCAAACUUCCUGAUGCUGCGGCAGAUGUUGAUGUCAAAGUGAAAAAGUCUAGAUUCUCAUUCCCCAAAUUCUCAUUAACCAAGCAAAGUAGCAAAGAAUCUGAAUUUGAUAUGGAUCUCCCACAUGUUCAUGUUUCUGUUCCAGAAGGAAAACUGGAAAUUACUUCACCUAAGGUGGAGUUUCAACCACCGGAAGUUGAUGUAAAUAUCGAUGGCCAGGAGGGCAAGUACAAAAUGCCAAAGUUUGGCAUCUCCAUGCCAAAAGUAAAAGGCCCUGACAUUGAUAUAAGCUUACCCAAGAAAGAAGGCGAGAUCAGACUCCCAGAGGCUGAAGUUGAACUCACAGAUGUUAGGAUGGACCUGCCAUCUGCUAAAGUGGAAAUAGAAGGUCCAAAGAUUGAAGUUCAAUCAGAUAGUGUUGACGGCUCUCCAUCAAAAUUUAAACUGCCAACAUUCAAAUUACCUAAAUUAGGGGUGGCUUUACCACAGGUCAAUGUGGAAGUCCCUGAUAUAGACAAACACAUCAAAGUAGACGGAGCAGAUGGAAAAUCAUCAGAAUUAAAGGCUGAAGCAAAGCCUCCUGAUCCUGCUUCAGAUGUUGAUGUCGAUGGCCAGGAGGGCAAGUACAAAAUGCCAAAGUUUGGCAUCUCCAUGCCAAAAGUAAAAGGACGUGACACUGACACAACUUUAUCAAAGAAGGAUGGUGAGAUCGGAGUCCCAGAGGCUGAAGUUGAAUUUACAGGUGUUGAAAUGAACCUACCAUCAGCCAAAGUGGAAAUAGAAGGCCCUAAGAUUGAAGCUAAACCAGGUAGUCUUGAAGGAUCACCUUCAAAAUUCAAACUGCCAACAUUCAAAUUACCAAAAUUAGGUGUGGCUUUACCACAAGUCAGUGUGGAAGUGCCUGAUAUGGACAAAGACAUUAAGGUGGACGGAGUAGAUGUAAAAUCACCGGAAUUAUUGGUUGAAGCCAAACUUCCCGAUCUUGCGGCAGAUGUUGAUGUCAAGGUGAAAAAGUCAAGAUUCUCAUUCCCCAAAUUCUCAUUAUCCAAGCAAAGUAGCAAAGACCCAGACGUUGAUGUUUCUACUCCAAAAGGGAAAAUGGAAAUCACGUCACCUAAAGUGGAGUUUCAACCACCAGAAGUUGAUGUAAAUUUAAAUGGUCAGGAGAGCAAGUCUAAGUUUGGCAUUUCGAUGCCAAAAGUAAAAGGACCUGACAUUGAUAUAAGAUUAUUAAAGAAAGAUGGAGAGAUGAGACUUCAAGAAACUGAAGUUGAACUUACUGAUGUUGAAAUUAAACUACCAUCAUCUGAAGCGGAAAUAGAAGCUCCUAAGAUUGAAGCUCAACCACAGCGUGUUGAGGGAUCUCCUUCAAAAAUUAAAUUGACAAAGGUAAAAUUCCCUAAAUUUGGAGUUUCAAAACCAAAGUUCAGUGUCGCAGUACCUGAUAUGGACAAAGACAAUUUAGUUGGCGAUGUAAAGAUUGUGGUCCCGGAACAAGAAGCUGCAAUAAAUGUUCCAUCACCCACCACUGACAGAGGAGGAAUAUCAGUUGAUGUGAAAGAAGGUGAGCUUGAAGGAUCAGGAAGCAAGUUUAUCAUGCCAAAGUUUGGCAUCUCCAUGCCAAAGGUCAAAGGGCCUGACAUUGAUAUAGGCUUAUCAAAGCAAGAUGGAGAUAUCAUACUCCCUGAAGCUGAAGGUGAACUCACGGAAGUUGAAACGACACUACCGUCAUCCAAAGUAGAACCAGAAGACCCUAAGAUGGAAGCUCAGCCAGGUAAUGAUGAGAAAUCUGCUUCAAAAUUCAAACUACCAACAGUGAAAUUUCCAAAAUUUUCAUUAACUAAGCAAAGUAGCAAAGAAUGUGAAGUUGAGGUUGCCCUCCCAGAUGGUGACUUUUCUCCUCCUGAAGGGAAUUUGGAAAUCACUCUACCACAAGUUGAGUUUCAACCACCAGAAGUCGAUGUAAAUAUAGAUGAGCAGGAGAGCAAGUUUAAAAUGCCAAAGUUUGGUGUUUCGAUGCCAAAAGUAAAAGGCACUGACAUUGAUAUAAGCUUAACAAAAAAGGAUGGCGGUAUCACACUCCCAAAUGUUGAAGUUCAACUCCCAGAUGCUGAAAUGAAACUACUGUCUCCUAAAGUGGAAUUAGAAGGUGCAAAGAUUGACGCUAAAAAAAGUGUUGUUGAAGGAUCUACAUCAAAAUUUAAACUACCAUCUUUGAAAUUACCUAAAUUUGGAGGUUCUCCAUCAAAGGUUUGUGUUGAAGUGCCUGAUGUGGAGGAAGACAGUGAAAUUGAUGGCAUAAAAAUGGAGAUACCUGAAGAUGACGUCACGCUGGUUGUUUCCGCACCCAGCAUUGACACUGAAGACAUUUCUGUGGAAGUGAAAACUGAAGGCGGUGAACUUGAAGGACCAGGAAUCAAACUUAAACCAUUGCCAGAUGUUGACGCUGAGAUCAAACUGACGGAUGGUGAAGUUGAACAAUUGGAAAGUACCAUCUCAGCCCUGGAAGCGCCGAAAGUUGAGUUUGACGUCAAGAUGAGCAAGGGGAUGGAGAAUGAUGACGUGAGUCCCGUCUCUCCAAGCAAAUUCAAACUGCCAUCCUUCAAAAUGCCAAGACUUGCAUUUUCACGACAAAAACCAGAAGGCAAAAGUGUAUCACCUGAGACAGAAUAUAAAGACAAUCAACUAGAGAUAAAAACUGAACUGAAUGGAGAUGGUAAAUCACCACAAGCCACUCCCACAUCAUUUGGAGUUGUCCUCAAAAGAUUUGAAGGUGAAUUUGAUAUGGCACAAACAGAACAAGUGGAAGAACAUCCAGACGCCUCAGAGAAGGAAAAGGACACAAAGGACAAACAAGCCAAGCAACAAGCCACCAAAACUCCUGAGCGGACAGGAUGGUUUAGCUUUCCAACAUUUGGGCUCUCCUCACCUUCAGCACGUGCCAAAACUCCCCAAAAAGACGACGAGAAGGAUCAAAAGAGUCCAUCAGGAGAACGUGAGUUAGACAUCAGCCCUACCUGUUCCGUCCAGUCAUCAGAUGCCUUCGCUGACAUCAGCUCAACAGUGACAAGCGAGUAUGUCAGUUUGCCCCCAUCUUCUCCGACCAAAGUAACCGUCAAAUACUCUGAUCCGAACUUACCUCCGGAACUCGGAGAAAUGAACGUCGUAACUUCCACUGCAAGGUCCGAGCUGAUCACAAUCGAGCCAGACUUACCCGAGAAGAUCACCAUCCUGUCCUCUGAGGUCUCGUCUUCCUCUGAGGAAACUCUCAGACUGGCGUCUGGGAAAAUACAUGUGUUUACGUCCAGCGUACAAGCAGGCCCUGAAUCACAGCACACCAAAGUUCUGUCCAAGGUCCAGUCAACCAGCGAGGCCAGUCAGAUUUCGUCAUCAUGGACGGUGGAGAGUUCUCAGAGUAGCAGGACGUUGUCCCAGAAACAAAUUGUCCGGGAAACGUCGCGCGAAAGCACAGAAACCUUUGUGAUUACCAAACAGAUCACCAAAAUGUUUGAGCCCGCUGAGUUCUUCGGAGACGACGAGACGGCUUCAUCCAUCCAGCGACUCAGAGAAUCCGUUCACUCAGAGAAGAUGAGAUUUUUUGACGGUGCUGAGAAGUGAGGUGCUAGCUAAAUCAACUUCAUUGGUAAAAAAAUUUGAACAUUUGUCAGUGUUUAGUCAAGCGCAGGUAUUAAUGGAACUGCAUGUUGCCGAACGGAAAAAAAAAAGAUGGACAAACGUUGCUGGCAUAAGAAAAAUGUGAUGAAAUUAUUAAUAAGCUAUGUAUCUAAGUGUCUUAUGACCGGGCUUACGUAAAUCUGCUUACAGAUUGCUUUCUGUGGUACAGAAAAUGUUUACUUGCAGCAUUUGUGCUCUAACAUCAUAAGGGCGUUAACAAUCCGGCUAUAGCAAAAUUUAAGUUGACGAUAAUGAAGUGUAUGUCAUAAAAAAAUAACGUGUCUAUGUAUCCGCUGAGGUAUUCUUGUUACUGCAGUAAAGGAAACACUAGCAAAGAAAUGUAACAGUUAUGAUGACAAAUAGUGUACUACUGUAACUAUAUUUUUAUUAAGAUUUUUGCUUAAACCUUAUUUGCUACAGUACAUACAUAUAUAUGAAUCAGCAGUGCAUUAACAGCCAAUGUAAAUAAUAAUAACAAUAAUAAUAAUAAUAAUAAUGCUGUUUGUGUAAAAAGCUUUCAAUGACUUCUGGAUUAUUCCAUGUGCUUUAACUCCAAAUGUUUGCAAUAUACACAUAAAUAAAUACAUAUUAUUACAAGUCAAAA